UGAACCAGAUCCUGCCCAUUUUGUGUGCCACCAAGCGCUCAUCCAGCGCAGGACUACAGGCUUUUUAUUCUUACCGUAGUCAGCAAACUCCCAUCAACUCCUACCGAACUCGCAGCUCUCGCAUUUCAAUGGACGGCUUUGCGGCGAGAUAUCUCGGGUGGUGGGCUAAUGGCCGCCGCUUCCUCUGUUUGCCAGGAAGAGGAACCCCUUUCUUCUCUUCGAAGUCUUCGACGGGUGCCUGCGAUCCCAUCGGCGAAGGUGCAGAGCCCUACAUUCCUGUCCUGAUCGUAGGGGCCGGCCCAGUUGGACUUGUUCUCUCAUUUCUCCUUACGAAAUUAGGUGUCAAGUGUGCAGUCUUGGAGAAAAAUCCUGCUUUCUCCCAACAUCCACAAGCACAUUUCAUUAAUAACCGAUCUAUGGAGCUUUUUCGCAAAAUGGAUGGGCUUGCAGAGGACAUCCAGAAGUUGCAGCCACCAGUAGAUUUAUGGAGGAAGUUCUUCUAUUGCACUUCUGUUUCUGGUACCAUUCUUGGGUCAGUAGACCACAUGCAAACUCAAGACUUUGAUAAGAAAGAAAGCCCUGUUUCUGUUGCCCACUACUCGCAGUACAAAUUGAUUAGACUGCUACUGAAGAAGUUAGAAAGGUUGGGCUUCAAGUUAUGUUCGCUUGAUGAACUUCAAAAGUUAAAUCAUUGUAUGCUUCAGGAGAAAAGGAUUCUCAUGGGUGCUGAAUGUACGUCCAUCAAACCUACAUUGGAAGGUGUCAAAGUAGGUAUUUCUUUGCUCAAGGACGGAAAAGUAGAAGAGAUGAAUUUCCGUUGCAGUUUUGCCAUUGGGUCAGAUGGUGCAAGGAGUACCGUUAGGAAACUAGUUGGUAUAACAAUGCAAGGUGAACGGGACUUGCAAAAGCUUGUAAGCGUCCAUUUCUUGAGCAAAGAUCUUGGACAAUACCUGUUGCAUAAGACACCUGGAAUGCUCUUUUUCAUUUUCAAUCCUGAGGCUAUUGGUGUUCUAGUUGCACACGAUCUUGAUGAAGGGGAGUUUGUGCUGCAGAUUCCAUAUUAUCCUCCUCAACAGAACUUUGAGGAUUUCAGUUUCAAGGUCUGUGAAGAAAUCAUUUUUAAACUGGUUGGAUGGAAGCUUGACGAUGUUGAGGUUAAAGACAUAAAACCAUGGGCGAUGCAUGCUGAAGUUGCUGAGAAAUAUGUUUCAUGCAAUGACAGAGUAAUACUUGUUGGCGAUGCUGCUCAUCGUUUCCCACCAGCUGGUGGUUUUGGAAUGAACACUGGCAUUCAGGAUGCACAUAACUUAGCUUGGAAAAUAAGCCUGCUACUGGAUAAUGUGGCUUCAACCUCCAUCAUCAAGUCAUAUGAGAUUGAGCGCCGACCAAUUGCCAUUUUUAAUACAACACUAAGCGUUGAGAACUUUAAAUCUGCAAUGUCCAUUCCAGCUGCACUAGGUGUCGACCCAACUAUUGCAAACUUAGUACAAAGAGUGAUGAAUAGCUUUGGCUCCAUUUUCCCUGAUAGCUUUCAGAAAGUUGCAUUGGAGCGAAUCUUUUCUUUGGGUAGGGCACAACUUUCUCCAUUCAUUCUGAAUGAAAAGAAUCCCAUUGGCUCUGUGAGGCUUGCAAGACUUAAGAAGAUAUUUGAUGAGGGAAAAAGCCUUCAACUCCAGUUUCCUGCUGAGGAUCUUGGUUUCAGAUACAUUGAAGGAGCUUUAGUUUCUCAGAAUAAUGAUAAAACUUGGGAAAGAGGUUGUGUUAAUUAUUUUAAGCGGGGGUCAAGGAGCUAUGUUCCUUCAUCGAAACCAGGAGCAAGGUUGCCGCACAUGCAAAUUAAGGCAUUAAAAGCUUCAUCAAGUGAGGAUUUACUUUCUACUUUGGAUCUGGUUCCCGCGGACAAAAUUGAAUUUCUUCUCAUAAUAGCUCCAGUCAAGGAGUCUUAUGAUCUUGCAUGCAUGGCGUUCAAGACAGCCGAAAAUUUCAAUGUCUCACUUAAGGUAUGCAUCCUCUGGCCUCAUGGUUCGUCUUUAAAGAUUCCAAAUUGUAGCAGCACAGAAUUGGAGCCAUGGAGGAACUAUAUAGAUGUUGUAGAAGUUAAGAGCCAAGCUUCUGGGUCAUGGUGGGAGAUUUGUCAUUUAUCAAGCAAUGGAGUUUUACUAGUCAGACCUGAUGAGCAUAUUGCAUGGAGCGCAGAAUCCAACAAUAUUGAAGAUUCUGCUCGUGAAUUAGAGAGAGUCUUCUCUCUAAUUAUGGGAAAGAGUCCAUAAAAUAGAGCCUAUUGAACCAACUGGUUGGGAAGGAAAGAAAGUGAUGAGUGGCGUUCAUCCAUUAUGCCGGGAAAAGAUCCGACGACCCAACUGGUGCAGACUGGGACGGAAAAGUAUUUAAAUUUUCUUUGUUACUUCAUUUGGUCUAAAGAAUAAAGUUAUUUUAACGUUAUUUAGUGAAUAGUUUUGUAAAGUAUGACAUGGUUAUGAAUUAAUAAAGACCCAGUUUUGUUAACUA
This is a messenger RNA of Dendrobium catenatum, 2508 nucleotides long. Its product is annotated as 2,4-dichlorophenol 6-monooxygenase. Bases 129 to 2270 code for a protein of 713 amino acids. Lineage: Eukaryota; Viridiplantae; Streptophyta; Magnoliopsida; Asparagales; Orchidaceae. The transcript has 11 exons. The record is from RefSeq and is a predicted model, not a curated record. Gene Ontology annotation, molecular function: FAD binding.